GGUGACCCGACCAUGGAUUUAACGGACGAGAGUGCGCAACGGAGUCCCUUCAUGAGCGAUUCAGACCCAGGCCAAACGACUGCUCGAACCGUCCCCAUCCUCCACCCUCCAGUCAUCCAAACCUCUGCUCCUUCUCCUGGAGAUCCAAUGGAGGUCACGCCUCCAGCAUCCGCCAUGAUGGCCCCCCCGGCGCGAACCAGCCCAGACUCCGAGACAAACGGCGUACAUGAUCAGAUGGUGAUGGGAGAUCAACCACAUUCUGGCAGUCUGGCUGGACCCAAUGCUGCCGCUGCCGCAGCAGCGGGUGCCCAACAACCAAAAGUUGUACAGACUGCCUUUAUUCACAAGCUGUACAAUAUGUUGGAAGAUCAAAGCAUUCAACACCUGAUAUCUUGGUCAAACUCGGCCGAGAGUUUCGUCAUGUCGCCAUCUAAUGAUUUCUCAAAAGUUCUCUCCGAUGUCUUCCACACUGGUUCGCCAGAGUCUCCACUGUGGGAAUUCAAGCAUGGCAAUGGCAAUUUCAAACGAGGAGAUCUUGUUGGGCUUCGAGAGAUUAAACGCCGCGCAUCAAGACACGCUCUGGUUCACAGAGAUUCUUAUUCCGCGCCGAAGCUCCCACUUUCCCAGCCGGGAACACCAGCAGAGCCAAUCCAUUCAAUGCAGGAAUCGACCGAAUCAAGGCUCACCAAUCUUGAACACACCUUAUACGAGACGCACGCUAGACUCCAGAGGACUGAGGAUAACUCUCAGUUCAUGCAUGUCAGGAAUCAAGUCGUCAUGGAGGCUUUGACCCGCUCACUCCAGCUGAACCACGAAAUGUCACGGGCAAUUCUUUCACUUGUACCCAACCCGGAGACACCUUUGCAUCGAGACGUAAUAAAUAUGCAAACCGAAAUCCAACGGCAGGUAGAGGUAAUCAGAUCAAUGGAUGAGCCACCCGAGCCUCCCUUUUCCGGAAGUCGGCCCUAUUUCUCCAAUCUGUCGCUUGACAAUGCCCCUGUCUCACCACGACAAAUGCCACAGGACGAUCCUCGUCGCGGAACAACUAUGGGCGUUGCCCCUCGACAGAACUUUUAUCGUCCGCCUGUACCAUCGCAUCUGUCCAUCACCCCGCGCAGGUACGGCUCAAUUGGAGCCAACACAUCACAAUCAUCACCCAGCUCGUUGCGAGGCCAGGUUCCUCCACCGCCCCCUCCUCCCCAUCCUCUUUCAACCGUAGCAUCACCUCCCACAAAUCUCCCCCGCCGUCAUACAUCGGCCGAUAUCCGGAAUGUCCCCGGCUGGCAAGCAAACUCGUCUCCUUUUGGCUCUGGACAGUCAUCGUCGCAGUGGCCUUCAUCACCCAAAAGGGGUCCUGUGAUCAUGACCGAAGAUCAGCGCAUUCGUGACAGCUUCAGCUCCUAUUCACUUACUACAGCCUCCUCCCAAGGCCGCACCGAUAAUUCCCGCCCAACGACACCGCCUUUUUCGAAUGGAGCCACCGUAGACCAUCUCAAUAGCUGGUCAUGGGGUGGUUCCCGAGAGAAAGGUACUACAGGUCUAUUCAAGGAUAAUUCCGGACCACCUACCAGGAGAGGUAGCAUGGCCCACAUUCUGAAUCCAGCAGAGACAGCCGAAAGAGACGAAGAGCAUGAGGAGGAGUUGAGGGAAGAAGACAGAAAACGAAAACGGCUGCAAUAGAAGUACAAAAUACGGGCCCCAUACUUUGAUGUUUGAACGACACGACUAAUGUUUUCUACCAUUAAAUCAUAAGGACGGCGGAGGUAUUAAAUUUUUUUUUUGUACAAGUCAUGGAUAAACAGGGGUUUUGCCAAGGAAGCAUGGAUUUGCAUUAU
This is a messenger RNA of Hyaloscypha bicolor E, 1835 nucleotides long. RefSeq lists its product as uncharacterized. The record is from RefSeq and is a predicted model, not a curated record. Gene Ontology annotation, biological process: regulation of DNA-templated transcription. Gene Ontology annotation, molecular function: DNA-binding transcription factor activity; sequence-specific DNA binding. The coding region runs from base 13 to 1680 and encodes 555 amino acids. The transcript has 5 exons. NCBI's taxonomy places the organism in Eukaryota, Fungi, Ascomycota, Leotiomycetes, Helotiales, Hyaloscyphaceae.